UAUCCAGUGCAAGUCUAUAACCUGUAUUACAGUAAUCACCUGGAUGACGUAUUACUGUAGUUUCAGUAGCAUCAGAGACAGAAAGAGAACAGGCAGCAAAGGCAGCCCAAGAAAGAUCAAGGCUCAAACACUCCGUGCGGCCCCUUUAAGUCACCGGCUGGGAAGACCCCCCUUUCACCGCGAGUUCGCUUCCACCCUACGGCUCUUUACCUUGUAACAUCUUAACAAGAGGGAGGAAGUAACCAAGGAUAUUAUACAAUUAAAGAAAAUGGUGGAACAUACACAUUAAACAGAAGCGAGAUACAAAUAACUGGAUAUUUCCUUUUGGAGGGGAGACAAGGAUGAUUUAUUCAGCCAGACUGGAGGAUACUCUGAUUAACAGGAAUAAAGAGGGGACCCACGUGUGAUGCCCACACUCUGGAGUUCCCUGAAGAGUCUAUAGCGGAGGGAAAUCCUGCUGGAGCAGAAGGAAUCCCACUCAUAGAUCGGAGCAUAAAUGCUGAUAUUAAGUGACCCCCUUUAGUCCCACCAGGGACAUCGUUUUGUUUCCCCAGCGAUCGCUUGUAGAUUCCCCGCCCGGUGAGCUUCUUUAGUCCCUACAGAUCCUGCAGUUCCACUGUCACUAGCAGACAGCUCAGCUGCCAAGCCCCAGGAAACUCAAGCCAUCUGUCACUAAUCGAUCUGCAAACUUGUUGCUCUUUCACCUCCCCAUCAUGCAACUUUAAUUAUUUGUAGCAGCAUUUUUAUUUGAUUCGCUUUUAAGAGUUUUUAUAUCCUGUGAUCGCAGUUCUGGUUAUUUACCAGAUCCAGAUUUUUCUUCUUUUUAAUCCCAUCUAAUUUCCAUUUGGUUAACUUUAUGGGGGAGCUCACCUAUUCUGGAGAUGCCAAGGAAAGAGUUGCCCCUGCCAGAGGGCUGGGAAGAAGCCAGGGAUGUUGAUGGAAAGGUAUAUUACAUUGAUCACAGCAAUAAAACCACCAGCUGGAUAGACCCCCGAGACAGGUUCACAAAGCCAUUGACCUUUGGUGAUUGUAUUGGCGAUGAGCUGCCCUUAGGAUGGGAAGAAGCCUAUGAUCCUCAAGUUGGUGCUUACUACAUUGACCACAACAGCCAAACCACACAGAUAGAGGACCCACGGGUACUAUGGAGAGGGCAGCAGGAAUGUAUGUUGAAGGAUUAUCUGGUGCAUGCUCAGGAAGCUUUAUGUGCACAGAAAGAAAUUUACCAAAUCAAACAACAAAGACUGGAAUUAGCUCAGCAAGAAUAUCGGCAACUGCAUGAUGUUUGGAAACAUAAACUGGGAUCCCAGACAAGCUUGGUCUCUGGCUCUUCAUCUAGCUCAAAGUAUGAUCCUGACAUUCUAAAAGCUGAAAUUGCCACAACAAAAUCCAGGGUUAACAAACUGAAGAGAGAAGUAGUGUUCAUGAGACAAGAACUUCAGUACAAAGAAAAUGGUUACCAAACACUAAAAGCGAUUGAUUUGAAAAUGUCUGGAAAACAUGUGGGCUACAAACUUGAUGAAGCGCAAGCCAUCUUAAAUGAGACGAAAGCUAUUAAAAAGGAAAUUAAUUCCGGUGAAAGAGAGAAGAAAGAUCUAAUGCAGACUCUUGCCAUGUUGAAAAAUGGUUUCCUUGAUAAGGGUUCCCAAUCAGACCUUUCGGCCAGUAACACGUCAUUAGAGAGUUCAAACCUUUCUCUUCCAAGGCAAUAUCUCAAUGUUAGCUCUCAGACUGAUAUUGCAGGCAAUCUCUCUAUGAUUAGUAAUAACCAGUUCGCUGAGAAGGUCAGAUUACGACUUCAAUAUGAAGAAGCAAAGAGAAGGAUAGCUAACUUGAAGAUACAACUGGCAAAACUAGACAGUGAAGCCUGGCCAGGAGUUCUGGAUUCUGAGAGAGACCGACUUAUCUUGAUCAAUGAAAAGGAAGAACUCUUAAAGGAAAUGCGGUUUAUCAGCCCAAGAAAGUGGAGCCAAAGUGAAGUGAAUAGGUUAGAGAAUGAGAAGAAACGCCUGGAAGAAGAUUUACAGGCCGCACGGGACAUCCACAGCAAAGCGCUAACCGAGAGAUUGAAAAUGAGCAGUAAAAGAAACCAGUUGGUGAGAGAACUUGAAGACACUACAAGAUUAAUUGCCACCCUACAUGCACAAUUAAAGAGUCUUUCUGCCAGUACACAAUCUCUUUCAUCAGGCAGCAGCCCAGGGUCUCUAGCAUCAAGCCGAGGUUCUUUAGCCACAUCAAGCCAGAAUUCCUCAACGUCUGCUAGUUUUACAGAUCUUUACUAUGAACAAUUGGAGCAUUUGGACUCAGAUUACCAGACCAAGGUGGACUUUUUGCUACAGGAAGGAGCAGUUGGUUAUCGACCUUCAGGAUGCAUUACUACUAUUCAUGAAGACGAAGUAGUAAAAUCACAGAAGAUUGAUCCAGCAAACCGUGUGCAAGUUUUGAGGUCUUUAUCUGGUACACCCAAGUCAAUGACAUCAUUGUCUCCAAGGUCAUCUCUGUCUUCUCCCUCUCCGCCUUGUUCACCUCUUGUAACAGACCCACUUUUAACUGGAGAUGCUUUCCUGAGCCAAAUGGACUUUGAUGAUAUUGCUCUAAGCAACCAUUUUUCUGAACUUGUCUUGAGUAGCGGUGAAGAUUGUUAUCAUCAAGAAAAUGAAGACAAAAAUGUAGCACAAGGUCUGAACUGCCUUGGAGUAUCUGGACUAAAACUGGCAUGCGUAUCGUCCGCUGUUUCUGACGAGUCAGUAGCUGGAGACAGUGGAGUUUAUGAAGCAACAACCCAGAGGUGUACGUCAGAUGCUGCUGUAGAAGCUACUACAUUUGACAGUGAAGAAUCAGAUGCAGUGAGCACGGCCAAGAUCAAAAUUGGAAUGAAGUAUGAUGAGAAAAGUAGGCAAUUUGCAAUAUUUGUCAUGCAGUUAGAUUAUUCAACUGCUCUGUUGCCUCAACACGACCAAAAAGUUUAUAUCCGUGUUGCUGUCCUUCCAUGUUCAGAAAGCUCAAGCUGUUUGUUUCGAACAAGAACUAUGGAUCUAACAGAUUCUCUUGGAUUUAGUGAAAUGUUUUUGGUUUCCGCAUCCCAUGCUGCUUUGCGCCAGAAGACUUUAAGAGUAGAUGUGUGCACAUUGCUAACGGACCAUCGUGAAGAAUGUCUGGGCGGCGCUCAGAUCAGCUUGGCUGAUAUUCGCAGAUCAGGAGAGACGGAGGCCCAUUGGUACAACCUCUUAAGCUAUCGGUAUCUAAAGAAGCCAAAUAAGAACAAGGGUGAGACAUGUGAAGCAGGAUUCAGAGACGAAAAUUCACAUUCUGUUUGUGCACUUCUUGAACAGACGGCUGCUGAACUGGAGGCUGUAGAAAAGAGCCUUGAGCAGAGCAGAAACAAUGUCAUUGAAGAGGAUUGGUCUGAGGAGCAAAAUAUUGUAGAGGAUCAAGACUGUGGUAGUGAAAAUGAAGGAGACGAGGAAUAUGAAGAAAAUAUACAAUGUGAACCAGAAGACUUAAAUGUACAAGGGGACUAUGAAUCAGCACCAGUAAAGGUGGAUAAAGAGACAAACACUGAAGGCCUCACCCAAUCUUCUAAUGUUGUUCGGCCGAAAGAUAAGAGAUCAACCAAUCCUGUGCAGGCCCAGUUCAUGAGAGGAAGUACCAUUAUACGGUCCAAGACUUUUUCCCCAGGCCCCCAAAGCCAGUACAUUUGUCGGCUGAACCGCAGUGACAGCGACAGCUCAACUCUAUCCAAAAAGCCACCAUUUGUAAGGAAUGCAAUGGAAAGACGCAGUGUUAGAGUCAAGCGGCCAUCCGUGAAGUCCUCUGGCACCGAGCGUUUAAUUCGCACAUCUCUGGACCUUGAAUUAGAUCUACAGGCUUCAAGGACUUGGCAUAAUCAGCUAACUCAAGAGAUUUCUGUGCUAAGAGAGCUGAAAGAACAACUAGAAGAAGCAAAACGUCAAGGUGAAAAUGAGCUGCCUCAGCGGGUGAAGGAUGAUGACAGGUUUAAGCUUUUGCUCAGACAAGUGGAGAAGCAGGUACAAAAAAUAGAGCAGAAAUAUGAGAUGCACGCGGAUAAGAUGAUGAAAGCAGCAGCAAAAGAUGUGCACAGGCUCCGUGGACAGAGCUGCAAGGAGCCAUUAGAAGUACAGUCAUUCAGGGAGAAGAUGGCAUUUUUCACCCGUCCGAGAAUAAACAUUCCAACUCUUACAGCAGAUGAUGUUUAACAUACCAGAAAGUAUUUUAUUUUUAUGUUUCUGUACUGAGCACCUCUGCAAAAGAAUGUGUCCUUUUGUAGGAGAAAUUCAAUUUCGUGGUGUUAUGAAGAUACAGAGUUUAUAUGAAGAUACAGAGUUUAUUGUCAGUUGAUGUUAUCUGUUUUAACUCAUUCAGAGUUAAAAGCGGAUUAAAGGGACACAAAGGUUUGAUUUUUUAAAUUUCAUUAAUAGAUACACUUAAGUGAAAUAAAAAAAAAACCCAGUUGUUCACAUGCAUUAAAAUGAUUUCUUCUGUUUUUACCUUUAUGCUUAAAUAUUUGCUAACUCUCACAAGCACAGCAUAUAUUUGUCAAUCACACAAGCAUACAAUCAUAAGUGUCGUGAACAUAUUUUUGCCUCUGGUAUAUACAUAAUGAGUGCAUGUGACACCUUUGGGGUCGAUUUAUCAAAGGCUUUGCAAGCCUUUUGACCCCAUACGACUGCAGGUUCUCACAAGAGAACCUGCACGCCGUAUUUGACAAGCAGCAGUCAUCAGACCGCUGCUUUCCUAACCUUUCACCACCUCUAAAGUGGUGAAUUUCAAUCUCCCUGGAAUAGUCCGACCGGGGAGACUGACAGCUCCUGCCCUCGCGUGAUUGGCUGUGGGUGGGAUUGCAUGCGAGCGCAAAAUAGUGCUUGUGUGCAAUGCUGUAUUCCAUCAGGAGAAUUCAGCCCACCAGAGGCGAGCUGUGGCGGACAGCGGCACAUAUGUGCACCCCUGUCCGUCUCAGCUUCAUAAAUCGCCCCCUUUGUAUUCACUGUGUAUGUACCACAGACCUAUACAGCACUCUUGCAUUCAGUUGACAGGAGUCUCCUUUUAUAUUAAAAAGUAGGUAAAAGGGAAAAUAUAUUUAAUGCAUAUUUAUACUUAGUAUUCUUUUUUAUUUCCAUGUGGUAUACGUAUUAAUGAAAACGAAAAUCGGACUUUUCGAUCUCUCUAAGGUGUUAAACAUCUAUUCAUCACUAAUAAAUUAAAAUGUACAGACUGUAUUUUUUUGUUUUUAGCUUGAGAAUUUCUACAAAACCAGCAUUACUUUUCCAAGGAUGUAUAGAUUGUAUAUUUAGGAUUAUGUUUUGUGACAGAGCUUUUUAAAAAUGUUCAGAUGCUGUUAUGAAUUUUGUACAGAUGUACAAUAAAGAGAGGUUUUAUUGCAAUAAAAUUUAAAUUAAAUAAACCUCAUUUCUUUAAAAAAAAAAAAAUCUAAAUAGAUCAUGUGUUAUACUGGACUCUCGAUCCAUUUUUGCCCCGUGAAGUAUUUUGUAUCAGACAUUCUAGACUAUAGUGAUGUACAAAUUUUUUUUUCAAAGAAUCUAGGGCUGUAUUUUUAGAUUCCCUUUAGUGUGGAAAGAUAAAUGUUUAAAAUGAAAUAUAACUUUGUACCUAAAAUUGGAUUAAAUAAACACUAAUAUACUUUAAAAGGUGCAUACACAAGGUCAAAAUCAAUUUUUUUAAUAAAAUCAUUCUUUAUGUUUUU
Bombina bombina (fire-bellied toad) is the source of this 5719-nucleotide messenger RNA. RefSeq names its product WW and C2 domain containing 1 (gene WWC1). Gene Ontology annotation, cellular component: cytoplasm. The record is from RefSeq and is a predicted model, not a curated record. NCBI's taxonomy places the organism in Eukaryota, Metazoa, Chordata, Amphibia, Anura, Bombinatoridae. Bases 882 to 4214 code for a protein of 1110 amino acids. Gene Ontology annotation, biological process: cell migration; regulation of hippo signaling; negative regulation of organ growth. The transcript is spliced from 23 exons. Gene Ontology annotation, molecular function: molecular adaptor activity; kinase binding.